AUGGAAGAUAGAUCUCCGCCUUUCGAAAAGAAGAUGACAAAAGAGACACCAUGGUUAGAUGGAAGCGGAUACUUGAAGCGAGGCAAGAAUGGAAAGUUGGCUGUCAAGCCAGCUCCAGUACCAAAAACAAAUCGUGGUGAAGAGAUCAAGGAGCCUCUUGAUUGGUAA
This is a messenger RNA of Sclerotinia sclerotiorum 1980 UF-70, 168 nucleotides long. RefSeq lists its product as hypothetical. NCBI's taxonomy places the organism in Eukaryota, Fungi, Ascomycota, Leotiomycetes, Helotiales, Sclerotiniaceae. The transcript has a single exon. The coding region runs from base 1 to 168 and encodes 55 amino acids. The record is from RefSeq and is a predicted model, not a curated record.